This is a messenger RNA of Nelumbo nucifera (sacred lotus), 3826 nucleotides long. Its product is annotated as auxilin-related protein 2. Gene Ontology annotation, cellular component: cytoplasm; intracellular membrane-bounded organelle; vesicle. Lineage: Eukaryota; Viridiplantae; Streptophyta; Magnoliopsida; Proteales; Nelumbonaceae. Gene Ontology annotation, molecular function: clathrin binding. The record is from RefSeq and is a predicted model, not a curated record. Gene Ontology annotation, biological process: clathrin-dependent endocytosis; clathrin coat disassembly.
ACCAAACGGAGAGAGAGAAAGAGAGAUUCAAAAGGGCAUCUCAGGUCAGAAUUCCACCACCACUAGCAUCGUCCCACCACCGUAAGCCCCAGAAGACGAGGACGGAGGACCCUCUUACCGCCGUCGCUCGAAUCUCUCCGCCUCUCUGAUCUUCACAUUUCCAUUACACCUUCUCUUGUUCUACCUUCAUCACAAAUCACAUCACCUUAGAUCGGCCGGCGCUGCAUAAAUCCCCCACCUUGCUUCGCCCUAAUUCGCGCUCUGAGAAUCGGAACAUCUUAUUUGGAUCCUCCCCCCCCCCCCCCCCCCCCAUCUCAAUUCCGCCCAGAUCUGGGGAAGCUGAAAGAAGCUGACAAAUCAUGGAUGAGUUUCCUGGUAUUUUGGCGAGAGAUUUUGGGUUCAGACCGCAAGGCAAAUCGGCUCCAAUGGCAGCAUCCAAGGGAACUGGUAACCUCGGUAGUAGUGGAACCCUAAAUUUUGGUAUCGGAUCGGGAGGUGACACUAGAUCCUCCUCAGUCUCUUCGAACCGGCCGAAAUCCGGGUGGAAUUCGAAUUCUGUUGGUGGGUCUUUCCUUGAUGACCACGAUGGGCUCUUUGGGUCUGCGGGUAAUCAGAAGAGCCAGGAUUCUGGAGGUUUAGGGGGUUACGAUGAUGUAUUUGGUGCCCCUCCCAAGUACACGAACCGGUCUGAUAGUCGUGGUGGUGCGUCUUCAACUUCCACGUUUGAUUAUGAUUCAAUUUUUCAGGGGUCCAAGGAUUCUAGUUCAAAGUCUCCAUCUUUGCCAGUUUUCGAUAAGCCUGUGUACGAUGACGAUAUUUUUGAUGGGUUGCCGGGGAUGAAGAGCUCGUCUUCUGUUAAGUAUGACGAUGUGUUCUCGUCGAUCUCGUCGCCUCCAAAACAGACUGCAGCAUUUGAUGAUUUGCUAGGGAGUUUGAGCGGAAAGGAGCCAGAAUUCAAGAGCUCGAGCGGGAAAAGGCCGGGAGAUGUGGAGAAGGAUUUGCCCGGUUUUGAUGAUUUAAUACCCGGAUUUGGUGGGAGCAGCACGCAGAAUAAAAGAGGAACUUCAGAGACUAGUCAGCGUGAACAGCCUACUGUUCCUUCAACUAAACCUACUACCAGCAUGAUGGAAGAUCCUUUUGUAGUUUUAGAAUCAACUUCUUCUCCAGCAUAUUCAUCAUCAGACUUUUUUACUGAUCCAUUGGAACAAAUGGGUAAGCCUAAUAACACUGGAAGCAUGAAAAGUGAUCCUUCUGUUAGCAGGGGAGUAUUUGAUGAUAUAGAUCCCCUUGAUGGUCUGGGGAAGUCAGUGCCAUUGUUUUCAUCUGAGAUGAAUAGCAUAGAGAGGGAUAAAAGUCCUUUAAAGACAGGACCACAUGUAAAUUYUAAAUAUACUUCAUCUGACAAAGAACCAACUGAGAAGUCUUCAGCAAAAGUCUCUGAGAACAACUCCCAGAAAAAGGUGCCUGUUGAUAAUUAUCGGGAUUCCCAUCAAACCUUGUUUGACAUUCCUACUGUUUCAUCGGACUCUCAUAAACCUGUUGGUCAGACUAGUUCUCGUACUUCACAUGUGCAUGCUAAUUCUAAUGAGACAAAUCCUCAGGUUGAUACAUUUCCAAGAUCUGAAGAAAAUUCAGAAGCAGCUGAUGAGGUAUGGCUCACUGUCUCUGAGAUUCCCCUUUUCACGCAACCUACAAGUGCUCCACCACCUUCAAGGCCCCCUCCUCCUAGACCAUCUCAAGCUUCAAAGAGGGAUAGAGGUUCAUUUGCUGCUGUAAAUACUAAAAAGGUUAAUGAGUUCUCUUCUUUUCCACAUUCCACUCAGAAUUACCAGAGUUCCAAGCCAGUUCCUGAUUCAGUGAAGAGUCAAAGUGUGUCUUCAAUAGAUGAACUUGAGGACUUUGCCAUGGGCAGGCCCCGAAGUAAUGCUGAUGAACGUGCAGAUAUUCUUUCCAGUGAAGAAGAGGUUGAGGCAAAUUCAGCUGCUGCUGCAUCAGCUGCUGCUAUGAAGGAAGCUAUGGAUAGGGCUGAGGCAAAAUUCAAACAGGCUAGGGAAGUAAGGGAGCGAGAAUUUGCUAAGGCUAGAAGUAGAGAAGCUGCACAGCAGGAAAAAGAUGAAGCACGUGAACAGAGGGAAAGGGAGGAGAAAGAGCGAGAGCUCCGGGACCGUGAACGGGAACAGAAGGAAAGAGAGGAGAAAGAGAGAGAACAAAAGAGACUCCAAAGAGAGAGGGAGAGAGCUGUAGUGUUGAGAGCACAAGCAGAAGCACGUGAAAGGGCGGCAGCAGAAGCAAAGGAAAGGGCAGAAAGGGCAGCUGCUGAAGCUCGCCUAAAAUCUGAAAGGGCUGCUGUUGAAAAAGUUAAUCAGGAAGCACGUGAACGUGCAGGGCGGGCUGCAGUGCAGAGAGCACAAGCUGAAGCACGUGAGAGGGCAGCACCAGAAGCAAGGGAAAGAGUGGAAAGGGCAGCUGCAGAAGCCAGGGAGAAGGCAGCAACUGAAGCAAGGGAUAGGGAAGCAAAAGAAAGGGCUGCUGUUGCAAGGGCAGAAGCAGAAGCACGAAUUAGAGCAGAACGAGCUGCUGUUGAAAGGGCCGCUGCAGAGGCUCGAGAAAGGGCUGCUGUAGAGGCUCGACAAAGGGCAGCAGCAGCUGCUGCUGCAAAGGAGAAUCAACAAAAGAAUGAAAAUGAUCUGGAAUCCUUUUUCAGUAUGGGUGCUCGAGCAAACAGUGCUCAAAGGCCAAGGCCUACUGCUUCGGACACUCUUUUUGAUACCCAAUUCCAGAACCGGGGAGGUCCUGAUGGAACAAGGAAUGCAUCAUUUGGAACCUCAUCCGGCAUGAGGAAAGCAUCUUCCACAACAAACAUUGUUGAUGACCUUACUUCAAUUUUUGGAGGCGCCCCAUCAUCUGGGGAAUUUCAAGAAGUUGAAGGUGAAAGUGAGGAAAGACGGAAAGCCAGAUGGGAGCGUCACCAAAGGACUCAAGAGCGGGCUGCAAAGGCACUGGCUGUGAAGAAUGAGCGUGACCUUCAAACUCAGAGAGAACAGGCAGAGAGACAUAGGAUUGCUGAAACUUUGGAUGUUGAGAUCAAGCGUUGGGCUGCAGGGAAAGAAGGCAAUUUGCGUGCUUUGUUGUCAACUUUACAAUAUGUGCUUUGGCCGGAAUGUGGUUGGCAGCCAGUUUCUUUGACUGAUUUGAUUACAUCUGCCUCAGUUAAAAAGGUUUAUAGAAAGGCUACCUUGUUUAUCCAUCCCGAUAAGGUGCAGCAGAAAGGUGCCAAUCUUCAACAAAAAUAUAUAGCAGAGAAGGUGUUUGACCUUCUUAAGGAAGCAUGGAACAAGUUCAACUCAGAGGAGCUCUUCUAAAUUCCUUCUACUCUUUCAUUCCAAGCCACUUUAUUAGGAAAGUUGCAUGAAUUAUACAGAGGAGCGUUGGAGUUGCAUUAGAUGAUGAGGAAUUACUCUGCUGCGGCUUGGUGUCAUCAAAAAGGCUUCAUUCCUACACUACCGCACUUCAAGGAACGUAAAGUCCUCUUGUUUGUUAUGUUUCUGUAAAUUGAUCUUACUCGAGAAAUGUAUGAAUUUUGAAGCUACUGUCUGUAUGUGAAAAUUGGAAUGGCUGAUUAGUGUAGAGUAUUAUUGGCCAUACUGAUUGUCAUACACGCUCAUGCCUGAUUUAGGCAGUCUGUUUAGUUUCUUCUAUGAUAAUUCUUUUCCUUUUUUUUUUCUUUUUUUUGGGGGUUGUAUCGGUUGAAUGAAUACCAACAUUUUUAUUGGUGUCUUAUUAUAUCAAAAUGGACACCUGCAAUUUAUAUUUCUUGAGUUGUGAA